Messenger RNA from Peromyscus leucopus (white-footed mouse), 1088 nucleotides. It is a transcript of the gene C8BH5orf47, whose product is annotated as chromosome 8b C5orf47 homolog. The coding region runs from base 55 to 564 and encodes 169 amino acids. The transcript has 5 exons. Lineage: Eukaryota; Metazoa; Chordata; Mammalia; Rodentia; Cricetidae. The record is from RefSeq and is a predicted model, not a curated record.
CCCAGUCCUGCCCAGGUGGAGCUGAGGCCCUAGGUCUCCCGCCAGGAGGCGGCCAUGGUCCCCGCAGGCGGCCACCACCGGCCCGACAGGCCUCCCUUGAUCUACGUGACGCGCUUCGCCUCGCACCGGCCUGGCGUGUGGCCCUUGAGGGGCCCCCGGGGUCUCCGCCUUCAAGGCCCGGAGCUCGGGGCCUGCUUGGCCGUGGAGCGAGCCGCCGUGGAGAGCGGGCCCCCGGGAGGAGCGCUGCCCACCGGCUCCCGCGCCCGCGUCGCCGCCACCCCGGACUCCACCUCCUUCCAGCUGCGGAGGUCGAGGGCGUCGAGAGCACCGAGGGGCCUGGAGCAAGCGGCGCGAGCAGGUUUAAACCGGAAAAAUGCAGCUAAAGCGUUUGAUUUCCCCAUACCACUGAAUGAGACCUCCAAAAUAAUGAAGGAAAGGAAAAAGGUCUUAGCGUGGAAAAAAGUACGCAAAGUCAUUUCCAGAAUGAUUGCAGAAAAUGAAAAAUACAGACACAGACUGAAGUGCCAAAAUUUAUCUAGUGAAAUUCGAGUUAAUACAAGAUGAAUGUGAAUCUUCCUGUCUUCUCUGCUACAACUUAGUCACUUUAUGAGAUUCCAGCAACCUUGGAAUGUGGUCGUGUGUUCUUCAAGUGCCUGCUUCCAUCUGGGCAAAUGGCCUAGACUUUGCAUGCAUGUGAGAGUCACAGUUUCCCUGCAUACAUGCUCAUCCAACUUCUUUGGACAGUGCUAAGUAAAGUUUCUCGUUCCUUAUCCCUCAAUGAAGUUUCAAAUGUUAGUUCACACAACUUAAAUAUAUUACCAAAUGGAGCAUGUUUAUAAAUUUGACUGCAUGACAUUUUGUGGAGAGUGUGGACAAAGCUUUUCGGUCUUGUUCAACCUUAUGCUUAUGUUUAUGUGACCUGUCAGCUCUUCAUGGAAACACAGCCUGUUUUGUCAGCUCUGUCAGUGUUUAUUCAUGUCACUGUACAGGUGUCAUUCUAGAUAGUGUCCUGCUGUUCUAGAACAGUGCAGCUCUAAAGACUUUCAUGGAAAUGAAUGUUCUAAAUGUUGUAUUUAUUGUUUAAUAAA